AAUAGGUAAAGAUAGAGAAGAGCAGGUAUAUUAGUAAUUUCAUUCAUAGGAGAAUCCAAAAAAAUCACAAAAAUGACAGCAACAUUUAUCCACAAAACAUGAUAAUAGUAGCUUUUGGAUCUUAAGGAAAGUCAACCUGGAAAUUCCUGAUUUUGCAGGCUUUCUUCAUCAGAUAACAUGGAGCAACACUUUGCAAUCAAGAAGGAUGUCACUCAAUUAAUAGGGAACACACCAUUGGUAUAUCUAAACAACAUAACAGAAGGAUGUGUAGCUCGUAUUGCUGCUAAGCUAGAAUACUUGCAAUCCUGCUGUAGUGUUAAAGAUAGGAUAUCGUUGAGCAUGAUUGAAGAUGCUGAGAGUAAAGGCCUCAUUACUCCUGGAAAGACUGUUCUUGUUGAGCCAACAAGUGGUAACACUGGCAUAGGAUUGGCGUCGAUAGCAGCAAUGAGGGGCUAUAAACUUUUAGUGACUAUGCCAGCUACUAUGAGUCUUGAAAGAAAAAUUAUACUGCGAGCUUUCGGAGCCGAGGUAUAUUUGACAGACCCUGCCAAAGGAAUUGAUGGUGUUUUUCAGAAAGCAGACGAGCUAUUAGCGAAGACGCCUAAUAGUUAUAAGCUCAAUCAGUUUGAAAACUCUGCCAAUCCAAAGAUUCAUUACGAGACCACUGGCCCUGAGAUUUGGAAAGACUCUGGAGGGAGAGUUGAUGCUUUGGUUGCAGGAAUAGGAACUGGGGGAACAGUAACAGGUACUGGGAAGUUCCUUAAGGAGAAAAAUCCAGAUAUCAAGGUGUAUGGUGUAGAACCAACUGAAAGUGCAGUUCUGAAUGGAGGAAAGCCAGGCAAACACCUAAUCCAAGGGAUCGGUGCUGGUAUCGUUCCCCCUAUCCUGGAAGUUGAUCUCCUAGAUGAAGUUAUUCAGGUUUCAGGUGAAGAAGCUAUAGAAACUGCUAAGCUGCUUGCCUCGAAAGAAGGUUUACUGAUGGGGAUUUCAUCAGGUGCUGCAACAGCAGCAGCAAUAAAAUUAGGGAAGAGACCAGAAAAUGCAGGAAAGCUCAUUGUUGUGAUUUUUCCCAGUUUUGGAGAGCGAUACUUAUCUUCACCACUUUUUGAAUCCAUCAGACAUGAAGCUGAACAAAUGACAUUUGACUGAAGUGGAUAAAUAGAUGAAAUUAGCAAUCGUUCUCAUUCUAGCUCUACUGUCACAACUGUGGUCUAUAAUAUAAGUUGAAGUUGAACAUCGAUUGAUCAACACUUUGUUAAAUUAUAGCGUUUGGAAAGACAGUUCAAUAAGUGUCCAUGCAGACAUAAACUUUAAAUAAAAUUGCUUUAAAUAUAGUCAUAUAUUUCUUAUAA
Molecule: messenger RNA, 1352 nt
Organism: Medicago truncatula (barrel medic)
Lineage: Eukaryota; Viridiplantae; Streptophyta; Magnoliopsida; Fabales; Fabaceae
Product: cysteine synthase
Exons: 11
Coding region: 178-1149 (323 amino acids)
Molecular function (GO): cysteine synthase activity
Source: RefSeq, a predicted model, not a curated record